CUCUCUUUCCCUUCUCGAACCGCCAACAUGGAUCUCGACGACUUCGAGCGCGUGGGUCAAGCACUCAUCAAUGAAAAUGAUGAAGUUUCCGUCAAACCGUCUUCAGAUUCGUGCGAAAAGGCGCUCAAAUACCUGGAUACAAGGUGGUACACUCUCACGAACCGAAGGGGAAGAUGGAUGGACCUCAUUGGAGACUAUGCAGGCAGCGAGCUUUUCUUGAUUGAUGGCGAUGCGUUGUUCCAGGAGGUGCUGAACGACCCUCUGCUCGCAUUGGGUAGGGCAGAUGAGCCAAGUUUCCAGGUGCUUCAUGCCAUCUACUCACUAGAGCGAAGGUUGAGUGAAUUUAAAAAUCGUUCAGCGACUUUCGAGAUCGCGUUCUGGAAUGAAAAUCGACACCUUACAUUGCAGACGGGCAACACGGAAUUCGUAUUCAUGUCGCGCGAUCUCGCGCGCGUACUUCUUUUCAAGCACCUCAAGCGAUUGGACAUCUCGGUGCAUACGUUCAAGAGUCUGACUGACCCCGAGUGGCGUCGCUAUCAUCGAGUCCACAAGCCGAUGUUCAUCAUGACGAACGACGGAGGCAUGCUUGACGCCAACAGCCCACGUCUCGCUGCCGAGCGCAUCCUGACACAGCGAACAUUCAUCUUCGACGUUCUCGCCCAAGGCGUGUCCGUAUCUCUCUUGCAUGGGGCGGAGUACCGUGACUCCAAGGCAGGUAUCAUGACCUUCGUCUACGAGCAGCGGCUGGACCAUGACGCGCGGAAACAUUUCGAAAACUGGUUAUGGAACGCAAGCAGUGCGGCGCUGAGGUCACUCACUGUCAAGGAGAGCCAGGCAUGGCGUGGCUGCUCCGCGAUGCCCCUUGAUGCCUUGGCGCCGCAAGGCCUGCAGUCCCUCACGAGCCAGGAUGCACUUUUGCAAACGUUUGCGCAGCGCGUGAUCGAUCUAACGAACCAUCGCCUUGAGUGCAUGGAAGAGUUGCUCUUUGCGUUUAUUGCUCAUCUGCUGCUGCUACCCAUGCUAAGCGUUGCAGAGCGUGCUAGGCCACUCCCUGAUCUGCACCCGGGUCUCGUCAAUAUGCUCCUCGAGGAUUUUCUACCAAGCAUUUUCCUUGUGCUAAAGGGGCUUUCCGACGAGGUAGCUUUGGAUGUCGAUGGGCGCGUGUUCGUUGCGCUGGUCGAUUAUAUGCAGAAACACACCGAUGCAUCGAGGCAGGACGUCUUUGGUGAGGAGACCAGCGUGCGCCUCGACAGCAUCUGGGCAUCUCUCCAGCUACGUCCUGUCGAUUUUGCCGAACUCGCACCCCAACACCCUUCAAAACCUGCGGAAAGCUCUGUGGUAACAGCAAAAAAAUCCAAAAAAGAUCGUCGGAAGGCCGCUUCUCAACGCAAACCCUUCCGUCUUCUGCCAUUCUCACACCCCGUUUUUGACGAAGAGCUGGCUGAGGUGCACGUAGACGUGGAUGAUAGCGCCCCCGACGCCGUGCAGGCCCACCACCUCGACUUCAACACGAUCUUCAACGAUGUUAACCAUUGGCACAAUCAUCGCCGGGCGGUAUUGCCCCCUCAUCUAGGAGGUGAAGUUGCGCGGCCGCUUGACGAGCGGCAACGACGCCGCAAGCUGCGGAGCGAUCAGCGCUUUAUGGCGAGCAUGGAGUGGCAGGCGCAGACGCUGACGGGUGCCUUUGGUGUGCCUCUUGAGCGCAUCGUGAUCACGUCCGCCAAGUCAAAUGAUCCUCAGCCAAGUAAGAACACCAAAACGCGUCUCAUACAGGUACAUCGUGAACCUCCAAAAGCGAAGCCUGGCAAGAAAGGAAAACCAGCGCACGUUUCGUCAGCAGACAAGAUUAGACAGGCUAACCUGGCGAAAAAGCAGCUUAAAGAAGAUGACUCUAAUACGAGCUGGUGGAAAGAGCAGCUGGAGAGCUUGAAAGAUGGAUCGCGGACUCACCAGAUCUUUGUUGCAGACUCGCUCCUGCGAAACAAACGCACGAAGUCCACCUGGCUCGCCGUGGAGGUGCGAUUGUAUAGGUUGCAUCUCGAGUUUCUCCGCUGGAUUGAGCACCCCUCCCGCGAGGAACCGUCAGUCCGAGACGCUGCCGUCGUGGCCAUUUUGCGAAUAGUGAAGGACGCAUAUCAGCAGCGAGAGCUAUUUGAAGCUGCUGUGGACAUCCUCGACAUGGUCCUCCGUGUCGUGGGCCUCGAAAUGGCGAUCGAAGAGUUAAAGGCAGCGGCUUCGAUCGCACCGGAAAGCGAGGAUCGCGCUCCUUCAUUCAAGUUCGUCAAGCUGGUCAAGUCCAAGAGUGGCUCGCCACUGCACAAGUUCAUGCAUAUCAACGAGGAUCCUUUUGUAUGGCAAUUGCGCUUAUUCGGGGAGUACAUGGACCGGUCCAUGGACAGCAAGAGCGAUCCGCGAGUGUCUUUCCAACCUGAUGCAUGGCAGCGGGAUGUAUUGGACGCAUUAGACAAGAACCAAUCUGUUCUUGCUGUUGCCCCUACAAGUGCAGGAAAAACAUUUAUCUCGUAUUACGCAAUGGAACAAAUUCUGAGACAGACAAACGAUGGCAUAUUAGUCUAUGUGGCGCCAACAAAAGCCCUCGUAAACCAGAUCGCGGCGGAAGUACACGCACGCUUCCGCAAGGAUCUCAACGGACGGAGCUGCUGGGCGAUUCAUACUCGGGAUUAUAGAAUUCACGAUCCUCAAAAUUGUCAAAUUCUUGUGACCGUCCCUGAAAUGCUUGCAAUCAUGCUGCUGUCGCCACCACUCGCUAGAGUUUGGACACCAAGAAUCAAACGAGUUAUUCUUGACGAAAUCCAUACCAUUGGUCAACAAGAAGGAGGAGCCGUCUGGGAGCAGAUCCUGCUUCUUGCUCCGUGCCCGAUCAUAGGUCUUUCAGCUACUAUUGGACAUCCCGAAAAAUUCAAUGCAUGGCUUUCCUCUGUCCAACAAGCACACGGUUUCGAACAUACAUUCAUUCACCAUCCGCAUCGCUAUUCUCAUCUUCGCAAGUUUACGUACAUACUGCAAGGCAAGAAGCCGCCGGCCUUUAGCGGACUGAGCAAAUACCAGCAUACGGAGCGACUCAAAUUUUUGCAUCCCAUCUCAUUGUUGUCAUUCGGAGCGACAGAGCUGCCUCCGGACUUUUCUUUGGAAGCAGCGGAUUGUCUGAGUCUGUUCAAUGCUCUUAGGGACCAUUGCGAUAGUUCCUAUGAUAUCGAGGCCUUGGAUCCAACUCGAUUCUUUUCAAGCUGUCCGGUAAAACUCUUGAGACAGAAAGACAUUCUUAAAUAUGAAGAUGCCUUGAAGGCAGUUGUCUCCUCCUUGCUGACUUCUGUCAACUCCCCAGAGUCGCCUUCCGUAAUCAACGACGUUGUGCUACAUCUAACUGACCCCCUAUUGAAGCAAGGCAAUCAUGACUCUGUCCCGGCGAAAGACGACUUCUACGAAAACGUCAUCUAUCUAGUUUCGGACCUGCAUUCGCGCGGAGAUCUGCCUGCCUUGUUGUUCAAUUUUGAUCGAAAGGCUUGCGAAAAAAUGGCUCAGUCAAUUCUCGAUGUCCUGGAGAAUGCAGAGGAGGAAUGGCGUGCACAAAGCCCUGAAUGGCAGGCCAAAUUGAAGCAAUGGGAACGCUGGAAGGCACAGGCAAAGAACCGUGAGCGACAGUUGGAGAGACAGCUCCGGCAGAAGCAAGGAGAAGACGAGCCGCGGGCUCCCGACUCUCCAGCUAGCUGGGAGAGCACCUUCGAUCCAUCUGAGCCUUUGUCUCAUUAUUCCUUUGCUAGUAUAUCCACCGCAUACUCAAUGAAUGACCUUGAAGAUGAGAUCCGACAACUCCAACGAUGGUCCAGCGUUCCUGACUGGGCGUUCCGUGCUCUACGUCGCGGAGUCGGUGUUCAUCAUGCUGGCAUGAACAAACGUUACAGAUCGCUAGUUGAGAGUCUCUAUAGGAUGGGAUUCCUGAGAGUUGUUGUUGCGACAGGUACCUUGGCCCUCGGAAUCAAUGCGCCCACUAGAACAUCCGUUUUCUGCGGGGAUUCCCCCUUCUUGACUGCGCUCAUGUAUCGACAAUGUGCUGGACGCGCGGGAAGACGAGGAUUCGAUCUUCUAGGCAAAGUCGUCUUCUACGGCAUCGCUUUAGACAGAUGUCGACGACUGGUUUUAUCGCGGCUGCCAUCACUAGGAGGCAACUUCCCUCUGACAUCAACAAUGGUCCUUCGGUUAUUCAACCUUCUGCAAGGCUCAGAAAAUGCACCUGUUGCGGUCCACGCCAUAAAGGCUCUCCUGCGAUUACCCCACGUCGGCUUCACAUCAGACGUUGGCAGACAGCAUAUGCUUCACUUCUUGCGAUUCAGCAUCGAUUACCUCCGCCGCGCAGGUCUGAUGGACAAGGCGGGAAAUCCGAUAAAUCUGUUUGGCGUUGCAGCGCAUCUUUACUAUACCGAACCUGGUAACCUCGCGCUGAUAGCUCUGCUCCGUUACGGAGUCAUCCACAGCAUUUGCGCUCAACCCAAUCAGUUCGCUGCACGCAGAGAAUUCAUGGUGUUAAUGUGCCACAUCUUUAGCCGUCGGUAUCUUCCACAGGUGUAUGCCACGGACGAGAAUCUUCAGUACCUCGUCAAAAAGUCGCCGUCAAUAGUGAUCCUCCCACCACUAUCCGCAAAAGCCAAGAAGGUCCUGAAGGAACAUGAUGCCGAAAUUUUAUAUGUCUUCAUUGGCUACGCAGUGGCGUAUGUUGAACAGCACCAGGAACAGCUGGGCCCUGAUGUCCAACUGCCGUUCAGCAAGGGGAUGGCAGGAAGUGAGCUGAAAUCCAGUGGUCUGUUCCGCGAGUAUUUGGAGACCACGGCCGUUCGAGUCACGGCGCGCUCAUCCUUCGUUGCGAACUCGGGUCACGGCGACAAUUUCCAUACUGUCGAGGAGUUGGCCCGGACAGCUCGACACGGUCUUAACCUGAAUCAAUACGCAAUCCCGUCGGCCGCGCAUUUCGCGGCGGAUGCAGACGACGUAGAGGGCUUCUAUGCUCUCAACGCAUACCUCCUCGAUUUCUACACUCACGGACAGCCCGCUGCGCUCAAGGCUGCGAAUGGCAUCCGGGAUAAUGACGUCUGGUACCUACUGGAGGACUUCACAUUGACUCUGAAGACCGUCCGAGCUGGUCUCGAACAACUGCUCAUCAAAGCUUCGGAGGCCACCAUGGGUAGCACCGACGACGGCAUUAAGAAUGCGGACGUUGAUAGCGGGUAUGGGACCUUGGAUCCUACAGAGGUGGACGAGGAUGAAGAUGGACCGGUGACGACGAUCAAACGUCCUCCAGGAGUAAAGGACCGCGAUUGGAAGGUCUACGAGGUUGUCGACGCUGUAACGAAAGAGUUCGACGAGAAAUUCCGGGCCAUGUGGGCGUGA
Messenger RNA from Laetiporus sulphureus 93-53, 5403 nucleotides. Its product is annotated as P-loop containing nucleoside triphosphate hydrolase protein. Gene Ontology annotation, molecular function: ATP binding; nucleic acid binding. The record is from RefSeq and is a predicted model, not a curated record. Lineage: Eukaryota; Fungi; Basidiomycota; Agaricomycetes; Polyporales; Laetiporaceae. Bases 28 to 5403 code for a protein of 1791 amino acids. Gene Ontology annotation, cellular component: cytoplasm. The transcript has 16 exons.